This is a messenger RNA of Aphanomyces astaci, 495 nucleotides long. RefSeq lists its product as hypothetical. NCBI's taxonomy places the organism in Eukaryota, Oomycota, Saprolegniomycetes, Saprolegniales, Verrucalvaceae. The record is from RefSeq and is a predicted model, not a curated record. The transcript has 2 exons. The coding region runs from base 1 to 495 and encodes 164 amino acids.
AUGGCACUCCUUGCACCCCAGCUUACGCUCGAGCAAACCGUUGCGCUCGUGGCGAUCCUCGUUCAUCGCGCCAAUGGCCGGUGGUGGGUCCUCCGUCGCCUGUUGCAAAUAUGCUUCAACACAACGCUGGACAGCCCAACAGCGAUUGAGCUCUACCGCUUCACGAUUGACCAGCUCGCCCUUCUCACUGCAAAGCUUCGACUUCCCGAUCCCGUCGUUACGCCUGCAGGAGAUAACGUUCGAGGACUGGAAUCCCUGACCAUGUUAUGUCGACGCUUUGCGGAGCCGUCGAAGCUACACACGAUUGCCAACGAGUUCGGGCGUUCACAAGCCGCUGUUAGUCGCAUUGUGCUGUGUGUUGCGCGCAUGAUAUACACGUUCCAUGCUGACUUGUUGUACAUGAACGACGGCCUUGUCCGUUCACGAAUGGAGCGAUAUUGCCAGGCUGUCAAGACGAAGGGAGCACCCCCUCCAAAAUUGUUGGGGGCUCAUUGA